UCUUGAUUCAUCUCUCGCAAUGGCACCCGCAUUCUCCGUCGGGGAGAAGCUGCGGUUAUUACCUCGCCUGACUUGUCUGGCACCGUUGAAGUUGUUAGGGACCGCCUUACGCUCCAUUUUGAUUUCCCUAGCUCGAGGGCUUCCGAUUGGGCGGUACCUUUCGUGUGCAGUCGUCAGAAUACUUCUGGGAACUUUCGCACCUCGUCAGAUCCAAUACUUAUCGCCUUCGACAAAAGAAACAUACGAAGCAUGGAUACAACGCCAAGUCUCGAAGGCGGAGAACGUCGGCAAUGCAGACAUUAUUGGAAAGCUCCAGGGCGAUACUGAACCCUUAGAAGACGGAAAUUCAUCCCUUCUCUGGCUUGGAAACCGUCACAAGGCCAAAAAGGUGGUUUUGUUUCUACAUGGAGGUGGCUACGUUUCGCCCUUGUUGCCUGGACAUCUGGAGUGGUGUUGGCGAACGUAUAUUGCUGCGGGGAUGGAGACGAAUGUCGAAGUUGCUGUGGCAGUACUGCAGUACACCCUUUGCCCGGAAGCAAUAUAUCCAGUUCAACUCCGCCAGGCUGUCGAUGGGUUUUCACAUCUUUUAGCGUCAGGAUUUCAUCCGGAAGAUAUCGUUGUCGGCGGCGACUCUGCUGGGGGCAAUUUGACGGCCCAGUUGCUCUGUCAUCUGGCCCAGCCUCAUCCUGCUGUCCGGAAAGUUGAGAUUUCUCAGCCGCUAGCAGGUUCAUUUCUUGUCUCCCCAUGGAUCAGCCGACUUACCAGUCACGCUUCAUACUCGGAGAAUGGCUGGAUCGACAUGUUAUCAGGCCCAAUCGUGGACAGUGCCACCAAGGCGCUGUUGGGACCGGAGGCAGCACAACAAUCAUAUGCCGACCUGGCCUUUCCCUUGGAUGGGGAGAGUUCGCGUUUAAGUGGGCUGGAUAACGUUGUGAGCCAACUGUACGUUACCGCAGGAGACCAGGAGGUUUUCCGAGACCAGGAUAUCGCUUUCGUCCACGGUAUACGUCAAUUGAACCCCACUCUUAAAGUGCGAUUCGAUGUUCAGCCAAAGUGUGCACACGAUUUCAUCCUGUUUGAGGGCCAGGAUGAAAUCACUGGGGAAUGCAUGGAAGCAAUGAAAUCGUGGAUGACGGAUCUGCUGGUUACGGGCAACAACCACUAGAAUAUGAGUCUACCUGUAUCUGCCGACUUGGACCGUCGAGAACGUUAUCUUCUGUAUGUGAUCUAGAGUCUUCGAUGCGCUGGAAGCUAUCACUGGAAGGGAAUGAGAUUUGAUAUAUCCAGACAAUUUAUUCAUUUCUCUCCAUGGACACCCAAAUGCCAACUCGAGUUUUAAUUAUAAAUAUUUUAACUUAUAAAAGACAAUGACCCGAUCA
Messenger RNA from Ilyonectria robusta, 1379 nucleotides. RefSeq names its product Alpha/Beta hydrolase protein. The transcript has 2 exons. NCBI's taxonomy places the organism in Eukaryota, Fungi, Ascomycota, Sordariomycetes, Hypocreales, Nectriaceae. The record is from RefSeq and is a predicted model, not a curated record. Gene Ontology annotation, molecular function: hydrolase activity. Bases 20 to 1165 code for a protein of 381 amino acids.